This is a messenger RNA of Solea solea (common sole), 2257 nucleotides long. It is a transcript of the gene lrrc38b, whose product is annotated as leucine rich repeat containing 38b. The transcript has 2 exons. The coding region runs from base 919 to 1794 and encodes 291 amino acids. Lineage: Eukaryota; Metazoa; Chordata; Actinopteri; Pleuronectiformes; Soleidae. The record is from RefSeq and is a predicted model, not a curated record. Gene Ontology annotation, cellular component: voltage-gated potassium channel complex. Gene Ontology annotation, molecular function: voltage-gated potassium channel activity; transmembrane transporter binding; potassium channel activator activity.
GAGGGCAUGAGAUAAACCAUGGUGGAUUCAGAGGCAGACAUUGGACUGGCAUGGCUGUGCUCAGCUCAGCACUGUGAUCUACAUCCCUGAGGCUCCUUCCCUGGACAUUUGGAUUCUCCAUUCACAGCCACACAGCCUUGACACGGUGCUGGAGAGUGCGUAACAUUGAGCUGUGCCAUGUUUUCACAGCAUGUUGCAGGGCAUUGGGAGAUAGAGAGGAAAUAAUCAGGGGGAGGCAACCUUUACCACACUUGAGCGAUGUUCCGCGAGUCUCUCUCCUUUCAGACUGUGAGCCUUUUCUGCACAGAGACCAUGGACUAAUGGAGGGAUGCAACGAUGUUACUCUCUGCUUGUCAUGCUUGAAUCACAGCUGCAUAUAUCUCUUUGUGUCACAGAUCUUAUUGCCUUUGUCUGUCACCACUGCCAGAUCAACUGUGAGGUAGUGUGGCAAACAGAGCGUUCUCCUCAACCCCCCGCUCCCUUGUUUGUGCCCCCUGCUUCUCAUUACUUUCCGCUCGCUCGUGUCUAUUUACUUCUCUUAAGCUACCCUCCCCUCUCUGUUAAGCUCAGUCUUUCUCGCUCUCCCACUCCCUACUGCUUACUAUCACCCUCUCUAUGCUCUCUCAAAGCAGGCAGUCUGCUAUUCUAUCCAGGCAGCUUGCCACAUGAUCUCCUGGAAGAUAGCGUUCACUGCUGCUCUGCCGACUCACAGUCCUUGGGGUGAUUUUCUUCUCCACAACGGCAGGAUGCUCCUUCACAGGGAUUGAUCCCCGUUCACCCCCUUUAACUUUCCCCUUCCCUUCCCUUGUCCUGAUCUCCUGCCCUCUAACCCUCACCUUCUUGUUGUCAACCCCCACCCUCUCCCGUUCGCCCUGACCCAAGCCUCUUUUCCUCUCAAUUCAUUUCACCCCCUUGACCAUGUUGCCAUGUGUCUGUUGGCUCCAACCUAUCCUCAUCUUGUUGUCCUCUGUCUUAUGGACCCGGGGGGAAAACUGCCCAGCAACCUGUCUGUGCCCCGAUCCUCACACUGUGGACUGCAGCGGCCGUGGGCUGACCCGUCUACCCAAUGAGAUCCCUUUGGAUGUGCGCAGGCUUUUGCUGGCUGACAACUGGAUACCCCGCAUCCCCUCGGAUUUCCUAGUUCUCUACAGUGACUUGGUGUACCUGGACCUCCGGAAUAACUCCCUCUCCAACAUAGAACCGGGGACACUAAGCACUUCCUCCAGGCUAGUGUUCCUGGAUCUGGGCAGCAACAACCUGACUGAAAUCCCCAAGGGGACAUUUGGGGAGUCCCGAAGCCUCAUCAAACUACGACUGGGCAACAACCCGUAUCUUAGCAUGGUGAGUGAGGAUGCGUUCCUGGGCCUCACCUCUCUGAGAGAACUGGAACUGGAGCGUAAUGCACUGUCUACCCUAAAAGUGGGGGCGCUGAGUCAGUUGCCCUCCCUGCGGUUGGUGAGGCUAGAGGGCAACCCUUGGCUCUGCAACUGCAACUUUGCCAACCUGUUCACAUGGUUGAUGGAGAACAGUCAGAAGCUUCCAAAUGGAGUGGACGGCAUGGAGUGCUCCCUCCCCAUGGACGGAAGACGUGUAUCACUGACCCAGCUCUCGAAGGACAGCUUCCGUGAGUGCCAGGCCACCCUGACUCUAACAGACCUGCUCAUCAUUAUUUUCUCCGGCAUCUCGGUGUCUGUGGUCGCCAUCAUGACAAGCUUCUUCCUGGCUUCAACAGUUCAUUGCUUCCAGCGCUGGAGUAAAGGCACAAAAGGAGAUGAGGAGGAAAGCGAAGAGUGAAGGGGUUUUACUUUUUUUUAAGGCCGUCGCAGGACUUGUACUUCAAAGCGAUGAGGGGACACAGGAGAAAGUGUGCGCCCCUUUGGGUGACUAGGAUCUCCCUAGUACUGUUGUUGUCGUCAUGGACAUAUUAAAAAAAAUCUUAAUGAAGGACAUUUUCAAUGAGCCAAAGUCCUGACAAAAAAGUAGCGAGGCCCAGCUCCACUCCAGAAGAGAGACAAAGAGAGACCUCUACCUCCUUUGUAUUGAAAGAGUAAAAGUUGUUUUUUGUUUGUGUGUGUGUGUGUGUGUAAUCGCAAUUGCAGCUCUGUUGCACUCUAAUCCUACAUCCAACUGUGGCAUCUAAAUCCUGCUGACAUCAGCGUUUAGUGAAGGUUGGAUAUCAUUUAAAACACUGACCUUGCUGACCUCAGUAUUUAACUGCCUAUAACAUGACAUGUUGGUAUAUCCUGCUAUUAACAAC